Molecule: messenger RNA, 1239 nt
Organism: Letharia columbiana
Lineage: Eukaryota; Fungi; Ascomycota; Lecanoromycetes; Lecanorales; Parmeliaceae
Exons: 2
Coding region: 1-1239 (412 amino acids)
Source: RefSeq, a predicted model, not a curated record
AUGACGGACCUUGCUGAACUUGCCAUGGAAGGUGUGCCUCUAGUCGCCGAACACUACGACAAAGUUUACGAUCCGCUGAAGGAUAAGACCAAACAGGGCAUACAAAAGGUCAAGAAAAUGCGCAACAAGAGCAACACCCAAGGCGGCGGCUACGAAUCCGAGACCGACGAGGAAAUCGAGUACGACGCACCACCACGACGAAAUUAUACGGAGCCCACUCGUAGGAGGAGUCCUCGUGGUGAUGACCGACGCCGUUCUCGUCGUGAUUAUGAUGAUGUGGUCGAGGAGAGAUACGUCUACAAGGGCCCGAACAAAGAUCGCGCAAAGUCCAUGGGCAGAGAUGGCUGGAGUGGUGGACGUGGUGAUGGGCGGAGAGGAGGUCGCCGUGAUUACUCCGACUCCGAAUCCUCCGUCUCUCCUCGACCUCGCGAACGGCGUAAAUCUCUCGGAGAGAAAGCACUCAUGGCACUUGGUCUAGGAGGAGCGGCAGGAGCAGCCGCAGGCAGCAAUCGCGAUAAGAGACGUUCCCGCUCUCGACGGAGGCGCUCACCCUCCACCUCCUCAUCUAGCAGUGAUGAUGGAUACUACCGUCGACGGGUCAAUCGCAACCGCGGGCCAUCCGGGGACUACUAUGAUGACCGCACACCAGCACGGUACAAGCCGGCCGGCUAUCUCCAGAACGGAGAACGAGAUGGUGGUAGCGAACGUGGUGGGGGGCAACAAGUCGCACGCCGAGACAAUCGAAGUGAGGUUGGCUCACGCAAGGGAGGCGAAGGCAAGAAAGACAGUAGUUCCUCGGAAUCAUCAGACGUGUGCUCCUCUUCCGAAGACGAGCGCCGUACCAAGAAAAUGAAAGGAAAGGAAUACCUGACUGCCGGCCUCGCCGCUGUGGCCACCAUCCACGCCGCUCACAGCGUCUACGCAUCUAUGGAAGCCCGUGACAAACGCCACGUGGAAGUUGCCAAGGGAGAGCUCUCGCCCGAAGAGGCACGCAAGAAGAAGAACAAGGCCAGAAUCCAAGAUGCGGCUGCCAUCGGUAUUGCGGCUCUGGGUAUCAAAGGAGCGUACUCGGAAUGGCAGGAAGUGCAGGAGAAUCGUCACGAGCUUGCAGAAGAGCUGGAGGAGAGGAAGAAGAGACACGAGAAGAGAGUGAAGAGACAGGAGAAGCAAGCAAAGGGGGGUUCCGGCGGUGGUCGGAGCCGCUCUGAGGCGCCGAACAGGAGGAGAGACAGGAGCUAG